Messenger RNA from Eriocheir sinensis (Chinese mitten crab), 2150 nucleotides. RefSeq lists its product as uncharacterized. Gene Ontology annotation, molecular function: dioxygenase activity. The record is from RefSeq and is a predicted model, not a curated record. The transcript is spliced from 7 exons. Lineage: Eukaryota; Metazoa; Arthropoda; Malacostraca; Decapoda; Varunidae. Bases 168 to 1217 code for a protein of 349 amino acids.
GGUGUGGCAGUGCAGCACCUGAAGCCGUGGCGUGAGGAGGAAACGGAUAGCUGCUGCGUCUCAUAAGUGGUGCCGAGAAGACAGUGUGUUUGUGUUAGUGUGUGUGUGUGUGUGUGUGUGUGUGUGUGUGUGUUUGUGUGUCAGGUGUUUACGCCGACGUGGAAAACAUGGAGGAAGAGAAGGUCCUGCCCGUCAUCGACCUGAGCCUGGCCAAGGGUCACACGCGGGCCGGCCUGGUGAAGGAGCUGCACGAGGCGCUCACCACCGUGGGCUUCAUCUACCUCAAGAACGUGGACGGCUACGACGAGGAGGCGCUGCUGCGACACUCCAAGUGGUUCUUCAGCCUGCCGAUGGAGCAGAGGAUGGCCAUCUCCAAGAAGUCUUUCAACCCUAAGUGCAGCAACGAGUACCGCGGAUAUUUUCCUGUCAUCCCCGGCGCCGUGUCCCACAAGGAAGCCUUCGAGAUCGGGCCGAAGCAGGGGAAGCCGAAGGAGGGACUCAUAUCGCUGGAGGAGAAGUUCAUCAUCGAGGACAAUCAAUGGCCUCUAGAGGAAUCCGAGGAGGGCAGGAGCUUCAGGACAUGGAUGGAGGUCUACCACGAGAAGAUGACCGAGGCUUCGCGGGAGCUGCUGAGCCUGAUCGCGGAAGGUUACGGAGCACCCAGCGACUUCUACGCCGACAUCUUCAGGGACCCGCAUCUCUCCACGCUCCGGCUCAUCCGCUACCCGGCCAGACCCAACCCGACAUAUGAAGCCCGUGACGGUGACGCGGUGAUCCAGACGGCCGAACACCAGGACACCGCGAUGGUCACUCUGCUGGCCACCUUUGCCGAGUACCCGGGGCUGCAGGUUCGCUGGUGGAAGGACGACUCCAUCAUCGACGUGACGCACAAACCCGGCCACCUCGUCAUGAACAUCGGCCAGCUGCUCUCCUACACCAGCGGCGGGGCUCUCAAGGCUACCAAACACCGCGUGAUCGACUGCUGUGGUGAUAGGCUGUCCGUCCCAUUCUUCCUGGAGCCACGGUUCUACGCCAACGUGAACGUGGUCCUGCCGGGGUGCGAGCAGAGGGAGAGUCAGCCCAAGUACUACGGCCACUGGCUCUUGGAGGGGAUCAGAAAGUGGGCCGAAUACAAGGAUCUCUGCAGGCGAAUCGAAACACAGACCGCGAAGACAUUGUAUGAGGGAGAAGAAGAUGAGGAUGAAGUGAUGAUGUGAAAGAAAUAGAUAGGAGGAAGGGGAAGAGGAGCAAGAGGAUAAGUGAUGAUGAUGUAAGGAUAGUGACGAUGCUGCAAGGAAGAAGAGGGGGAUAUUUGGUGAUGGAGAGGAUAUAAGGAAAGAGAAGAAGAGGAAGAGAAAAAAGAUAAGGUUUUAGUUCAAUGAGAGGUAAUAGCAGGGAGUAGAUUCGAGAAAGAGGAUGAGAAAUUGUGAAGAGGGAAGAGGAAGAGGAGCAAGAGGAGGAGGAGGGGAAUACUGUGUUAAUAGAGAUGAUAUGAUACAAUAAAGAGGAAUUACAUAGGUGGAGCGAGCAGAGGAGGAGGUGGAAUUAGAAGCAAUGUAAGAAGCGCAUUCGAUAAACAGGUAGAGAGCAGAGACAGGUGAAUAAAUGUGAGGAAGAAGAUAACAACAGAGAAUACAUAAGGAGAGAGACAGCAAUGGAGGGAAAAAGAGGAAGGGAGUGUGAAGGUAGAGGUGUGAGGUGAAAUGUGAAAAAAAACAGAUUACCACCACCACUAAUAAUAAUAAUAAUUAUAAUAAUAAUAAUAAUCAUAAUAAUAAUAAUAAUAAUAAUAAUAAUAAUAAUAAUAAGAGUGUAUUGUCAUUCUUGAACUAGGUAUUUCCAGGUAAGCAAUCAGAUAAAUAAGAUUAAGAUAAAGAUGAUGAAAUGACAGGUAAGAAUGAUGAUGAUGAUGACGACGAUGAAACAGAUGAUUUUGAUAUCGUAACAAGUGGUGAUGAUGAUGAUAAAGUUUAUGUAAUUAUUUUAACAUGUGUGGGAAAAAAAAAUUGUAUAACUUUUAAGAUAAAAUGUGGAAGAAAAAAGUUAGUUGAGAGAAAGACUCUCUCUCUCUCUCUCUGUCUCUCUCUCUCUCUCUCUCUCUCUCUCUCUCUCUCUCUCUCUCUCAGUGAUAAAUAAAUGUUGUAAAAUGA